Molecule: messenger RNA, 3811 nt
Organism: Peromyscus leucopus (white-footed mouse)
Lineage: Eukaryota; Metazoa; Chordata; Mammalia; Rodentia; Cricetidae
Gene: Pigv
Product: phosphatidylinositol glycan anchor biosynthesis class V
Exons: 4
Coding region: 1301-2926 (541 amino acids)
Biological process (GO): GPI anchor biosynthetic process
Cellular component (GO): endoplasmic reticulum membrane; mannosyltransferase complex
Molecular function (GO): GPI mannosyltransferase activity; alpha-1,6-mannosyltransferase activity
Source: RefSeq, a predicted model, not a curated record
GUUGUGUCCGAAAAGAACAGGCUGGAACGGGCUCCCGGCCCCGCGGGGUUUGGCGGGAGGCCGCUCGCCCUGCGAGGCCUCUGGCCCCGAGCACCCCGGGUCCGAGCGCAUCACCCCACCGAGGAUGUUAUAGCCUUCCCGAGAGAGCCCAGGGCUCCAGGUCAACAGGCUUUCCCAGACAAGAGCCCGUCACCAUAAGCUUCCAGCAACAACAUGCGCUAGCGUUGGAGGAAGUCCCGGGCUAGGUGUUGGAGACCUGGGUGGUCCCGGCUGGAAAGGAAUGCAAACCCUUUGUGUUGGUGGCAGAGCGUGCUCGUGACUUUGGGCAUGAGGUUUUAGAAAGCAGUGCAUGAGACGCUUUAAGUCGUGGGCGUGUCACUUGGCUCCAGUGAGCCUCAGUUUUCACAUCCAUAAAAUGGCGAUGGUAAUUAUACCGGCCUCCCGUGUCUAAUGAGAUCUCCGGAGCCUAUCUCACGGGAAAAUUAAAGAAUGAAACUGGUCGGUUCUAAGCGUCCUGCCAGUUAAGAGUGUGAUUUGGCAAGGGGCUUCUUUCAAAGGGAAGUUGGUAGGUAUCUAGGGGGAUAGUUGUCUUGAUUUUACUUGGUUUAACUGUGAAUUAAGUGUGGGUUGCAUCUCUUGUGGCCACUGAGGCCAGAGUUUGAAAGAGGAAGAGAAUGCGAGUCUGGUCAAGGUGCAGAGGUGGAUUCUGAUCCCUGCCUCUCUUGUGCAUGCAGGUGGGAAGCCAGUGAAGGGGGAAAAAAAAGAAUUCAUCGUAGGGCAGAGGAGAUGGGGGCGCUUGUUUCUGUAGUUUCUUUGAGUUCAGUGAAUCCACUCACUGUUGGAGAUAUCGUGUAUAGUCAGCAAAUACUCCUUCCUGGGGGUGUUCAGAAGCUUAACUUUAAACUGAACUUUCUUGGGUAAACCGAUGUGGAGUUGGGAGGUGCGGAAGGGCCUCCUUUUCUCCUGGCCUCCCGGGGAUGGAGUAAGCAGUGAGUGCCCCCUUGUGCCCGGAAAGAAGUACUGUCGCUGUUAGUCUCGUUCCCCUGGUGCAGAACUUCUGUUUUCUCCCAGGGUUUCUGUGACUUUCGUUUGUUUUGUUGUUUAGUGUGCAUGUAUUUGUGUAUAUGUGUGUGGCUGCAAGUGUGCCGUGGCACACCUGUGUGAGGAGGUCGGAGGACAACUCGUGGGUCACCGUGUCGGCAAGUGCCUUUACCUCCUGGGCCAUCGGGCUUUUUAGCAUGAAAUAUGAUGGGAGGAAUAUUUGGACCAGUGAUUUCUAGAUCUAGAGUCAGAACUGGUGAUGCCGUAUCCUGCUCUUGCUACGUCUUGUCCAGAACAAGAUGUUGGUUUACAUGCUAGGUCCUGGGAAGAAGGACGAAAAGCCCCUGUCCUCAUAAAUAACAGCGAGUUUAGAAGCCAGAGGAAGCUCAGACCUGGUGAGGAGAGGAUGUGGCCCCUGGACCCAUCCCAGAAAGAGGUGCUGACAUUUGCAAUACGCUGCCGCGUCCUAACUCUAACGCUCCAGGUACUCUUCAAUGCCAUCAUCCCAGAUCACCAUGCAGACGCCUUUUCUCCUCCCCGCCUGGCCCCCUCGGGCUCUGUGGAUCAGCUAGUGGAAGGUCUCCUGGGUGGUCUGUCUCGAUGGGAUGCAGAACACUUCCUGUUUAUUGCUGAGCACGGCUACCUUUAUGAGCACAACUUUGCCUUCCUCCCCGGCUUCCCCUUGGCCCUGAGGACGGGAACUGAGCUGCUGAAGCCCUUGCAGGGCCUCUUGAGCCGGCGCAGUUGCCUGCUGCUCUCCGUGGCGCUUCUCAACUUCCUGUUCUCUGUGCUGGCCGCCGUCGCCCUUCAUGAUUUGGGUUGUCUGGUUUUGCGCUGCCCCCGCCAGGCCUUUUAUGCAGCCAUGCUCUUCUGCCUCAGCCCUGCCAAUGUUUUCUUGGCAGCUGGUUAUUCGGAAGCUUUGUUUGCCUUCCUGACAUUCAGCGCCAUGGGGCAGCUGGAGAGGGGCCGGAGCUGGGCCAGCGGGCUGCUCUUUGCUCUUGCCACUGGGGUGCGCUCCAAUGGGCUGGUCAGUGUCGGCUUCCUCGUGCAUUCUCAGUGCAGAGGCUUUUUCUCUUCUCUCGUGGUGCUGAACCCGCUGCAACAGCUCGUCAAGCUGCUGACCUCUGUCUGCUUGUCGGUGCUCACGGUCAGCCUUCCCUUUGCUCUCUUUCAGUAUUAUGCCUACUGCCAGUUCUGUUUCCCAGGCUCUGCCCCCUCCAUUCCUGAGCCCUUGGUGCAGUUAGCUGUGGACAGAGGCUACAGGAUUAGAGGAGAAGAGGCGCCUCCAUGGUGCUCCUGGAAUCUUCCCCUCAUCUACAGCUACAUCCAGGAUGUCUACUGGAAUGUCGGCUUCCUGCGGUACUAUGAGCUCAGGCAGGUGCCCAAUUUUCUUCUAGCUGCACCGGUGGCUGUGCUGGUUGUGUGGGCAACCUGGACAUAUGUGACCACCCACCCUUGGCUCUGCCUUACACUUGGGCUGCUCAGGAGCAAGGACAGGAAGGCCCUAGAGAAGUGCCACCCUGGCUUCCUCAGUCCAAAGGUGUUUGUGUACCUGGUCCACGCCGCAGCGCUGCUGCUCUCCGGAAGUCUGUGCAUGCAUGUUCAGGUUCUCACGCGACUGUUGGGCUCUUCCACUCCCAUCGUGUACUGGUUUCCAGCUUACUUGCUUCAGAGUCAAGAACCACUGUUGAGAUCUGUAGACACAGUACCUGAGAAGUUUGCAGAAAACUCCCCACCAGGACAGAAGACCCCCAGAAACUGUAUCCUGAAACUCGUAUACAACUGGAAGGCCUGUUCUCCAGUCACAAGAUGCAUUCUAGGCUACUUCCUGACGUACUGGCUCCUGGGACUACUCCUCCAUUGCAACUUCCUGCCUUGGACUUGACCUGGAGUCUCAAGGGACAAACUGGAAGCUGAUUUAACCCAUGGGCUAAAAGCUUCAAGAUACACUGCCUGGGACUGCCUGCACAUCCCUGAGAGCACUGUCAUUAGUAUCUCCCCGUUCCUCUGGAGGAAUGGAGAGUGUGAGCACAGGAGCGCUCUUCUUGUCCUGGAUGGAGUGAGUUUAGAGGAGGAACUGUUUUCUCUGCUGAGUGGAGCUGUCUCAAAUCCCCCUGAUCAACAAGCAUCAGACAAUCUUAAACCUCGUACUGUUUGUUUUUCAAGACAGGGUUUCUCUGUGUGGCCCUGGCUAUCCUGGAACUCACUCUAUACCAGGCUGGCCUUGAACUCGGAGAUCUGCCUACCUUUGCCUCCCAAGUGCUGGGAUUAAAGGUGCAGGCCGCCGCCACCUGGCUCCCCAUGUGUAAUUUAAAUUAAGUGUUUGAUCAAAGCUCUAGCUGACAUCUUGGUCCCCUCAAGAUGAUGGGGACAGUACAGUGAAAGGAGGAAAAGGGACCACCUGCUCUGAGUGAGACGUGUCUGAAGUUUAUGAUGUGUGCAUUUAUAUAAAAAAUUCCACACACUAUGAACAUUUAAAAACUUGUAUUCACAAUGAAUCACCUUUUGUGGGGAGUCACGGAAGUUGAGACAGGGUUCUGGCUGUCCUGGAAUUUGCUAUGUAGCUCAGGCUGGUCUUGAACCCACAGAGAUCUACCUGCCUCUGCCUCCUGAGUGCUGGUACUAACGGUGUGUGCCACAGGCUCUGCUGAGUUAGUUUUUGUAAAUUGUAGGGGUUUGGGGCUAGAACUCAGUAGUAAAGCAUGUGAGGCCCUAAUUUCAAUAAUAAAUGAUUUGGGUCAGAGCACAUGAUCUGAACUCUGGAUCCUAA